Messenger RNA from Fulvia fulva, 1503 nucleotides. RefSeq names its product Glucan endo-1,3-beta-glucosidase. Bases 1 to 1503 code for a protein of 500 amino acids. The record is from RefSeq and is a predicted model, not a curated record. The transcript has a single exon. Lineage: Eukaryota; Fungi; Ascomycota; Dothideomycetes; Mycosphaerellales; Mycosphaerellaceae.
AUGCAUCUUGGAUCGAUAACAUCGUUCUCAUGUCUACUAGGGCUAUCCUCUCUGGUAUCAUCCGCUCCGAUCGUCACAACAGAAGGUGCUACGAGAUCAGACAUCUUGAUCAGCAAGGACAACACACUUAAUGCCACGACGUAUUCCAACGACACAGUGACAGAAACAGCAUCGUUAUAUUCCAACGACACAACGACACAAGCAAUAUCGAUACCAGACACUUACCCAGUCCCCGCCAAUGGACGAAACCUGACGGCUCAGUCAUAUCUCCACCCAGACUACAAUGGAACGAGAGCGAACACCAAUGGCACAUAUAAUGUCGAAGCCAUUGCCGCCGCUGCAGACGGCAGGCUACAGCUCAAGUUUAUCAACAAUUGGCAUACGCAGAACCUCAUGGUCACCAUUUCUGGCCUGGACGAGAAGGGUUCUUUCAUCAUGCUGGGUCAAAAUGGCCAAUGGGUCUAUCCAACCACAUCUUCUGCAACGCCGGUGCCCGUCAAGGACAACAUUGCAAUACCCAUCGGCAAGCCAAACUCAACAUUACCGAUCACGCUUCCUGGGUACAUCUCCAGCUCGCGUGUCUGGAUCUCUGAGGGUCCGCUCAAGUUCUACAUUGUGAAAACACCCACGGGUACUGGGCUUGUUGAGCCUGCAGCUGUCAACCCAAACGACGCGAAUUCGCAGAUCAACUAUGCUUUUGGUGAACUCACUUGGACCAAGGCAUCUGGUCUCUGGGCCGACAUCACUGCUGUUGACUUUGUUGGACUUCCACUUGGCAUCGACAUGAUGGAAGCGAGUGGCAAAAACCAUUCGGUCUUUGGCACACCAGCGAACGCAGCCACCGCUCUCUGCGAGGGACUCAAAGCACAGAAGGAAAUCGACGGCAGACCAUGGGAUCAACUUUGCACAUACAAACCCAAUGGAGAGCUCAUCCGCGUCCUGGCACCCAACCUCAUACAAUCACAAAACAAGGCUGCUUUCGGCACAUACUUCGCUAAAUACGUCGACGAUGUCUGGAACUACUACAAAACCCACGACCUCACCAUCAACACACAAGCUAAACCCGGCAACGUCACAUGCCGCGUCACAGGCAGCACCCUCAAUUGCGCCGGCGACAACCGCGGCUACCCCAAACCCAACAACGUCGACAUCUUCGGCUGCAACACAGGUCCCUUCACCGUCCAGGCCGGCGACAACGAGGUGCAUCAGGCCGUCGUCCCACGUCUCUGCGCCGCUUUCAAUCGCGCCUCGUUCUUGAUCCCAGGUGGUAAUAUCCAGCCUGCUCUGGGCCCAAGGCACUACUACGCCGCAGACCAGAAACGAGCCGUGGACACAAGGCCUAUGAACCAUUACAGCAGACUUGUACAUGAGAUGGAAGUUGACCAGAAGGGAUAUGCCUUCUCGUACGAUGAUGUGUCGCCGAGUUAUGGGGAGGAUCAGGCGGGACUUGUUACGAGUAUGACGCCGAAGAUGUUGACUUUCAUCGUGGGUGGGUCUGGAUGA